This is a messenger RNA of Vidua chalybeata, 674 nucleotides long. It is a transcript of the gene BOLA3, whose product is annotated as bolA family member 3. NCBI's taxonomy places the organism in Eukaryota, Metazoa, Chordata, Aves, Passeriformes, Viduidae. The record is from RefSeq and is a predicted model, not a curated record. Bases 45 to 371 code for a protein of 108 amino acids. The transcript is spliced from 4 exons.
CCCUUUCGCAGCGGCGCGCUCUGAUUGGCUGAGGCGGAGGUGACAUGGGCGCGCCCCCCGGCAUGGCGGCGGCGGGGCUGAGCCGGGGCCCGCUCUGGCUGCGCUGCCGCUCCUGGCGGGGUUUGGCCUCCGGGACGGACGGCGAGUCGCGCCUGGCCCGGCUGCUGCGAGAGAAGUUCCCGCGGGCCUCGGCCAUCAAGGUCGUGGAUAUCUCAGGAGGCUGCGGCGCCAUGUACGAGAUCCACGUGGAGUCGGAGGAGUUCCGGGAGAAGCGGCCGGUGCAGCAGCAUCAGAUGGUGACACAGGCCCUGAGCGAGGAGAUCAAGCACAUGCACGGCCUGCGCAUCUUCACCUCGGCCCCCAAGGCCUGAGGCUGCCCCAGGCCCCAAAACAGCUCCAGGAGGGGCCCGGGGCAGCCCCCAGCCCCAUGAAGAGCUCCAGGAGGGGCCCGGGGCAGCCUCCAGCCCCAUAAAGAGCUCCAGGAGGGGCUUGAGACUGCCCCCAGCCCCAUAAAGAGCUCCAGGAGGGGCCCGGGGCAGCCCCCAGCCCCAUAAGGAGCUCCAGGAGGGGCUUGAGGCUGCCCCCAGCCCCCUUGAAGAGCUCCAGGAGAGACCCCAGCCUCAAUAAAGAGCUCCAGGAGGGGCCCGGGGCUGCCCCCCUGGCUGCAAACCCCC